UUUUUAUUUCAUUUUAUAAGAAUAUGCGUUCAGUUGUUCAAUUUUUUCGUUCACAUCCUGAUUUAACACCUCUUCUUAUCAUUACUGGCUUUGGAUGUACGGCUGCAUUAAGUUUUCCACUUUAUUUGCUUAGAACACAUCCUGAAAUACAAAUUGAUAAAAAGAAUAAUCCUUAUCCCUGGAGACAUGUUAAACAACAUGAAAAUAUUAAGCUUAUUAAUGCUACUCCUGAUUUUUAUGAAUCACGUAAAAAUAUUAAAUAUCCUGAAUAUUAAACAUUUUUUUUUAUAAUAAAAAUAACAAUUUAAACAAAACU
Molecule: messenger RNA, 316 nt
Organism: Cokeromyces recurvatus
Lineage: Eukaryota; Fungi; Mucoromycota; Mucoromycetes; Mucorales; Mucoraceae
Exons: 4
Coding region: 24-275 (83 amino acids)
Source: RefSeq, a predicted model, not a curated record